Molecule: messenger RNA, 1588 nt
Organism: Musca vetustissima
Lineage: Eukaryota; Metazoa; Arthropoda; Insecta; Diptera; Muscidae
Gene: Ppa
Product: F-box/LRR-repeat protein 14
Exons: 1
Coding region: 1-1575 (524 amino acids)
Biological process (GO): SCF-dependent proteasomal ubiquitin-dependent protein catabolic process
Cellular component (GO): SCF ubiquitin ligase complex
Molecular function (GO): protein binding
Source: RefSeq, a predicted model, not a curated record
AUGGCCACCAAUACGGAAAUACUACCCUUCCAUCAUCAGACUACAUUAUCUCUGCAGACUGCCGCCGCUUUGACCAACUACCACGGGGGCGGCGGUGGCGGAGGCUCAAAUGGUCUCCCUACGGCCACACAGUUGGCUGCAGCAGCUUGGAGCAUGGACGAUCACCUCUAUCAACAGACUGAAUUGCCCGGCCUCACACGAACAGCUCAUCAUCUGCUGCGUUUCACGCCGUAUGCUUUGCAUCAUCGCCCCCAGCUGCAAACAUUACCACCCGCGUUGUACCUCCAACAUGCGGCGGCAGCAGCAGCAGCGGCUGCAGCACAUGCGCAGCAUCAUCAUCACCACCACAUGCAACAGAGACCAGCCUCCCCAGAAAGUCCAGCUCCCGCUGAGGGCCUGCAAAUCACGAAUCUCUUUCCCGAAAUACUAGAAAUGAUAUUCGACAAAUUGUCGGUGAAGGAUUUGGGAAGAGCCGCGCAAGUGUGCACAACAUGGCGAGAUGUUGCCUACUCCAAAAGUAUAUGGAAGGGAGUUGAAGCCAAGCUGCAUUUGAAACGAUCAAGUCCUAGUCUUUUCAACUGUCUGGUCAAACGUGGUAUUAAGAAAGUUCAGAUAUUAUCGUUGCGGCGAUCGUUAAAAGAUCUGGUCAUGGGAGUUCCGGCACUAACCUCUCUCAAUCUCAGUGGUUGUUUCAACGUCGCCGAUGUUAAUCUGGGCCAUGCAUUUUCUGUGGAUCUCCCAAAUCUAAAGGUUCUGGACCUGUCGCUGUGCAAGCAAAUCACUGACACAAGUUUGGGCCGCAUUGCCCAACACCUGAAGAACCUUGAAACCCUGGAACUUGGCGGUUGUUGCAAUAUCACCAAUACUGGUCUACUGCUGAUUGCGUGGGGUCUAAAAAAACUAAAGCAUCUUAAUUUACGUUCCUGCUGGCACAUAAGUGACCAAGGUAUAGGCCAUCUUGCAGGUCUAAACAAGUCCACGGCAGAAGGCAACCUUGAGUUGGAGUACUUGGGUCUGCAAGACUGCCAGAGGCUUAGCGAUGAAGCAUUGGGUCAUAUAGCACAAGGUCUAACGUCACUAAAAUCCAUCAACUUAAGCUUCUGCGUCUCCAUAACCGACAGUGGACUUAAACACUUGGCGCGAAUGCCCAAACUGGAGCAGCUGAAUCUACGUUCCUGCGACAACAUUUCCGACAUCGGAAUGGCGUACCUUACAGAGGGAGGCAGUGGAAUUACUUCUCUCGACGUAAGUUUCUGCGACAAAAUCAGCGAUCAAGCCCUAACGCACAUCGCACAAGGCCUCUACCGACUCCGUUCCCUGUCGCUCAAUCAAUGCCAAAUAACAGACCAGGGGAUGCUCAAAAUUGCCAAAGCGCUAAACGAUCUCGAACACCUCAACAUUGGUCAAUGCUCGCGAAUCACUGACAAGGGUCUACAAACUUUGGCGGAGGAACUGACAAACCUAAAGACGAUCGACUUAUACGGCUGCACGCAACUAUCGUCCAAGGGAAUCGACGUCAUAAUGAAGCUACCCAAAUUAGUCAAGCUAAAUCUCGGACUAUGGCUUGUGAGAUGAUGUGCUUCGACCC